UGGCAUUGGAAAUACUUUAUAUGUACGGGAGAAAUGAACUUUCAAUUGCUGCACAAUGAAAAUUUGAUAUUCUAUAUAUGUAUAACAGUGAUGACUUGGAAAGGAAAGUAGUACAAAAACAAUACCAGCUCCAAUGGCUUAAAACGGUAAAAUGGGAAGCUACAAUUAGAACACGGCAAAUAUCUUGAGACAAGACACGCUCUGAAGUGUCCAUGAGCCAACAUGACUUACGACUUCCCACUAAAGCCAUGGGAAAGUUGUUUAUCUUUCCUAAAGGAAGAUUACCAAAUACAUGUAGAAGAAAUGGAUUUUCGGAAACCAGAUGCAAACCGAUGGCAGAAUAUUUAUUGUCAGCUGUUAGAGCUUAUGACUGAAGUACCUGUGGACAGUAUUAUACAGAAAGCUGUUCUCCAAUCAUCACAGUACUUUGAGCACCCAGAACUGUAUGAAGAUACCAUGCCUCUGAUGAUUGUUACUCUGGCUUUGCAACGUUUCCUUGUUACCUGUGGUAUCAUGGACUUCAGUGUCAAGGACCUACAGGCACCAACACCUGGAAGAGUCACCAAAAUUUGCAGUGCUGUCAUUAAUUUCAUGCUGUUCAGAAAUAAACAGAUGGAAGUUUUUCUGAAUUUGAAAGAAAAAAAUGAGAAGUUCCGGGAACAACAUGAAGGUCUCUUACAAACCAAUGAGGGUCUAAAGAGAAAGAUUAAUUCAAUCAAGGCAGAAAAAGCCAAACAAGAGCCUGCUAUACGAUGUAUUCAAGAAGAAUAUGAACAACUGCAGAAUGAUCUUCAGGCCAAAAUGAAGAUCAAAGCUCAGCAGCAACAACGAAUUAAUGAGCUCAGGAUCACGAUUGCUGAGAAGAAAGCACAGCUGGAUCAAGUGCGUAUGAUGGCAGCUAAAGCAAAAGAAGAUGGAGAAGUUGUAUCCAAAAAGAUUAUCCAGUCACCAGAACGUGUGAUGGCAGAGGAAGACAAAGCUCGUGAGGGGCUCGCUGUUCUUAAAGUCACACUGGAGCGCAAGGUGGGGCGCCUCAUGGAGCUACAGCAACAGGUGGAGGGUGUACAAGUGUCGGAUAACAAUGUUGGGAAGGCCUUCAAGAUGUUACAGGAUGUACAGGUGGACAUUGACAAGGAAAAUGAGAUCUGUAAAGAAAUUCAAAACAUCAGUGACAAGAUACAGGAGCAGAAAAAUCAUAUGAGUGACUUCUCAUCCAAGAUAGACCAACUCAACCAUCUAGUGUCAAGUCGACAGGAAAAAAUGUCCAAGUUAAACCUGCAGCAUCAGCAGAAAAUGAGGGCAACACAGGAAAGCACACAGCAACUAAAGGAAGAAAAAGAAUUCUAUGAAAGGAAAAACAGUGAUGAUGAGAAGAAGAAGAAUUCUGUAGUACAAGACAAACAAAGGUUACAACAGGAAUUGAGGAAGGAGAAACAGAUUUUGGAGGAAAAAAUCAACUUGGCCCAAACUGCUUAUCAAGAAAUGAUGCAUACUGUUGAUAACUACCAUGCUGCUAUCGGAAAAGGCUGGGAAGCACUCAGACAGGAAAUGAGAAGCUCUUGAAUUCUCCAGGAUUUUAACUAUACCUGUCAAUUGACUGAAGGACAUUGGACUGGGACAUUAUGGCGCAGUGUAAUCUCGUGGCUAUAGUUAACCAGUGUUGUUACUCAGCUAGAGUACAAUAGUGAAGUCUGACUGAAGAAUUGGGUAUUAUCUGUUUGUUAAUUACAGGAGAACAGACAAGAUGUUAAACCAUUUAAGUGGGAUAUCUACAAAUGUCAAGAUGGAUGUGACAUUGUUUUCAAAAUCAAGGGGUUUGUAAAGUGGUUUUAUAUCCAGUCAGUGCUACUAUCAAUUGUGUAUUUAUCUUGACAUGUAUAUAUCAACAGUUAUUCUAUUUCUUUACUCUUUUAUCAGCACAAUUUCAUCUUCUCUUCAAGUCCAUCUCUUUGUACAUCUAUAUCUUUAUUUCUCCCCUACAUUUUCUGCACCUAUGUACAGACACAAAUUACCUGAAUAUAAAAGUACAACACUGAAACUUAUAAAGUCUUGAUGCAGCUAAUAGCUAGUACAACCAGUUUAUUAUUAACAGAUUUAGUACACCCAUGCUUAUAAGGAACAAAGUGAUAUUCCUUGUGCCAUGGGUUUUAUGAACUCAGAAUUCUAACAUGUUCACUACUGGUACAUUGUAUCAUAUCUAUCUUCUGGUUCAGUUGGUUUCUCAAUGUUGAACUUGUGUGUUUUGACAUUUUCAUCAGGAUAUACACUGCCUUAUACAUUACAUGUAUAUAAUCUAUAUAGGUCUGUAGUGCAACAUGUUUCUUUUAAAGAGUGUUUAGUACCAGUAUAUACUCCAUUUUAACAUGGUGUGUAACUGUAACUUUAUUUCUUUAACUCACAAGCAUUUACUUAGUGAUAUUACUUGUCUCAGAAGACGUUUGUUGAAAACUAAGACGAUUGUCUUCCACAAUUCCAGGAAAAAAUUACAAAUACAUAGAAUUAAUCCUAUGUUAUAAAAUUAGUUACAUAUACUUCUCUCAUGUUAAGUUAUCAUGGUCUUCAUCAAUCUAUAUAUUUUACUACAAUUAUGAAACAAGUUUAUUGAUCCAGGCUACAUUAGUUUUUACCACAGUUGUCAACACAAUUUCGUUGGUUUGUAUUUAAUUAUACAAUAAAGAAUAUAUCCAUAAUUUAAUAUCUUACCUUUUCCUCCUUAAUACUUUCUGUUUUGUACAUCAUAUGAAACACUUUGUAUAUUGUGGAAAGGCAAUG
Messenger RNA from Ylistrum balloti, 2772 nucleotides. Its product is annotated as kinetochore protein Nuf2-like. The record is from RefSeq and is a predicted model, not a curated record. The transcript is spliced from 12 exons. Lineage: Eukaryota; Metazoa; Mollusca; Bivalvia; Pectinida; Pectinidae. Gene Ontology annotation, molecular function: protein-containing complex binding. Gene Ontology annotation, cellular component: Ndc80 complex; kinetochore. Gene Ontology annotation, biological process: kinetochore organization; mitotic spindle organization; meiotic chromosome segregation. Bases 223 to 1563 code for a protein of 446 amino acids.